AUGGGACAUGCAGGGAGCAGUUGCUGUGCUAAAGAUGAGAAGCCAGCCUCUGUCGAAGACAUUCAAGCUGGUUUCAAUGGACCUUCAGUUGUUGCUACGACUCAAACUCCUGUAAUCUCAAGUGCGGGGGUCAGUUGCGUCAGCCUGAGCAGUGUGGACAGUCCCGGUCCAGGCAUCGAUCUUACAUGCACUGGCAGCUCCCUGAGUUUGCUGCGAGGCACAUUUCUUCGUAAGACCCUACAAGGGGCAGGCAGCGCUUGGCGCAAACCGACAGAUCUGACAGAUGAGCAGCUCGCCGACAAUUUCGCGCUUUCCGACCCGGUUCCAAACCUUGACAUUUUCUUGUCGCAUACCUGGUUGACGCCUGGAAUGUGGAAGGUCCUGUCACUUCUCGUGCGCUAUGGCUGGCCCUCCAUGUUGGUUGCAUGGGCAACCGGCACAGCACUGUCAUGCGUUUGUACCUUGCUCGGUGUGUUGCCACCGUUGUAUGAAUGGGAUUUCUGGGGGAUCAGAUUUCGCGAAAUGAUUUCCAUGGGUGUCUGGGCUACCAUGGCAGGUGCAUUCUCGUCAACUGGAGGAUUGUUGCUGUUCCCUUAUAUGUGCGGCAAGGACCGCAGAUGCUUCCUGGAUUGCAUCUGCAUCGAUCAGACGGACAAGGCCAGGAUGCAAGAGGGAAUCCGAAACAUCGGGGGCUUUCUCCAGGCAGCUGAGGAGUUACAUGUUUUGUGGAGUGAGCCGUACCUGACGAGGUUGUGGUGUGUGUUCGAGCUUGCAGCCUACCACAAACUCAACCCGUCCGGAAGGAUCACCAUCGCACCCGUCUUCGUGGAAGCCAUUGUGUGCUUGCUUUUCGUGUACCUACAAAUUGCAUCCUGGUUUUUCAUGGCUCUCAGGACAAGUGCCAUCGGUCGCACCUUGUGGAUAUACACGGUGUUAGCUUGCUUCGCCGUCUCCUUCUUUCCGUUAGUGCACGCAUUGCGACAUAUCUGUCUGUACAAGAAAGUUCUGCUAUCCAACUUGGGCAACUUUAGCUUUGAGACUGUGGCUUGCGCCGACGAGUCCGACAGAGUCAUCAUCCGGGAAGCUGUAGUGCGAUGGUAUGGCAGCGUGGAAGCUUUUUCGGAGUUUGUCCGAGGCCCCUUUCGGAAGGUGGUACAUGACUCGGUCAAGACUCCGGGAGGUAUGCCCUUCGGAUAUGUUCUUGUGCUGGCAACGCCCAUCUUAAAUACUGCUUUGGACACCUGGCUCGCCCUCUUGCUGGCAGAGCCCCCCGCUGAAACAGUUUGGACCUUUUCUUGCGCAGUCAUCCUAGCGCUGGACUUGGCGUUCUACCCUGCUGUAAUUGGUUUUGGGCUUUAUGCCUGCGACCGAUGGGCAAGAGAGUGGUCAUGCAGCCUUUCAGCAGUGUUGCAGAGUAUCGGAAUCGGUCUCACGAUUUGGCUGCUUUUUGCGCUUGGUACUGUAACCGCAUCUUGGGCUUAUCGGGGCGCGUUGCCAUAUCCUGCGUCUUUGCUGCUGUGGACUGGUGCGGCUUUCCUUUUAUCCUUCCUCGUGUGGAGGCAACUUGUGUGUGUUUAG
Symbiodinium pilosum is the source of this 1578-nucleotide messenger RNA. The record is from the annotation of a GenBank genome assembly. NCBI's taxonomy places the organism in Eukaryota, Dinophyceae, Suessiales, Symbiodiniaceae.